Rangifer tarandus platyrhynchus (Svalbard reindeer) is the source of this 432-nucleotide messenger RNA. The record is from the annotation of a GenBank genome assembly. Lineage: Eukaryota; Metazoa; Chordata; Mammalia; Artiodactyla; Cervidae.
AUGAGAAAAGUUGAUCUUUGUUUAAGCUCUGAAGGGACUGAAGUUAUUUUAGCUACAUCAAGUGAUGAAAAACACCCACCUGAAAAUAUGAUUGAUGGAAAUCCAGAAACUUUUUGGACCACCACAGGAAUGUUUCCCCAAGAGUUCAUUAUAUGUUUUCACAAACAUGUGAGGAUUGAAAAGCUUGUAAUCCAGAGUUACUUUGUGCGGACCUUGAGGAUUGAAAAGAGUACUUCUAAAGAGCCAGUUGAUUUUGAGCAAUGGAUUGAAAGAGAUCUAGCACAUACAGAGGGGCAGCUUCAAAAUGAAGAAAUUUUGGCACGUGAUGACCACGUUACUUACUUGAGAUUCAUUAUUGUAUCAGCCUUUGAUCAUUUUGCAUCUGUGCAUAGCGUUUCUGCAGAGGGAGUAGCAAUCUCAAAUCUUUCUUAG